Notolabrus celidotus (New Zealand spotty) is the source of this 1904-nucleotide messenger RNA. It is a transcript of the gene kptn, whose product is annotated as kaptin (actin binding protein). Bases 282 to 1610 code for a protein of 442 amino acids. Gene Ontology annotation, molecular function: actin filament binding. Gene Ontology annotation, cellular component: actin cytoskeleton; lamellipodium; KICSTOR complex. The record is from RefSeq and is a predicted model, not a curated record. Lineage: Eukaryota; Metazoa; Chordata; Actinopteri; Labriformes; Labridae. The transcript has 12 exons. Gene Ontology annotation, biological process: negative regulation of TORC1 signaling; cellular response to amino acid starvation; actin filament organization.
CGUCACAAACCCGGAUGUUUUGCUCUACAAUGGUUUCCUCGAGCUUCUUGUGGAAAUAACGGAGACUUUUAAACACGCUUUUAACAAAAUGACGUUUUAAACUUCAACAAGUCACGUCUGAAUUAACGACAAAAUAUUUAUAUAUGUAUAUAUUUUUAUUUGAGUUCAUCCAUUCAAACACACAUGAAGUUUAAGACAGAUGUUUUGCUGUGAAGCAUGAACGGGAAGUCUUAUUUUUCCUCGUUUCUGAUAAAGAAGUGACUCACGUGUGGUCUUCAAGGAUGCUACGGGAAUUGUAUCCCUUCGUGGAGGACAGUUUUAGUCGGUUCCCCUCUCAGAGUAACAUUUAUGGGCUCUGUCAGGCCGGGCAGCAGGAGCUGUUAGCGGCCACUCUCAAAGGAAAGGUGGUGUGUUUCAGGUACCAGGAGCUGCAGCACAAAAUCAGACCUGUGGCCAAGGAGGUGCAGUUCACCUACAUACCAGUUGAUGCAGAGAUUGUUUCAAUCGAUGCCUUCAAUAAGUCUCCGCCCAACAGAGGCCUGGUGGUGGGAAUCACAUUCGUAAAGGACUCUGGUGACAAAGCCACACCAUUCCUGAACAUCUACUGCGACUAUGAGCCGGGCUCAGAGUUCAACCUGGAGUCCAUUGCACAGAGCUGCCUCAACCUGGAGCUGCAGUUCACUCCCUUCCAGCUCUAUCACACAGAAGUGCAGUGUGACGACGGAGGCAGGGAGACAGUCUUUCUGCUCAGUGGACACGACCAGAGGAUCCACCUGUACAAGGAGAACGCCUCCCUACACCAGUUUGAAGAGCAGCCAGUGGAGAGACUCUUCCCUGAACUACAACAAUUACCCAGCAAUGUGCUGUGGCUGGAUGUGUUGAGUAUCGCUGGAGGCAGGCGACUCUCUGCGUUCGGCUGUCAGAACGGCUGCGUUGGACUGGCUCUGGUCGACCAGACGGGACCAGUGGUUUUGCAGAGCUGGAGGUUCCAGUUUGACAGUCCGAUCUCUGCGGUGCUGCUGUUCCCUCUGAGACGCCAAACUGAGCAGGGCCAGUCCAGCGGACAGAAAAAUGUGGAAACUGACAGCUACAACCUUCUAGUGACGAGUACUAUAGAGAUGGCUGUUGUCUACAGGGAUGUGGAAGGUCGAGGUUUGUCGAGCCCAGUGUGCCUCUCAGAGAGUGAUCAGUGGGAUGCUGUGCUCUGCGCUCUGGUCAUCGAUCUGGAUUUCGAUGGGCAGAAGGAGGUGCUGCUUGGAACAUAUGGGCAGGAACUUCUCUGUUAUAAAUUCCAGCCAGCGGGGAGCGGAGGAGACGGACAGUUUCAGCUGCAGUGGAGGCGGAGCUUCAAGAGUCCUCUGUUGUCCAUCAUCUACUUAGACCUGACAGGGGACGGAGUGAGGGAGCUGGCUGUACUCACACUGAAGGGGCUGCAUAUCUUACAGCACUCUCUCACCAGUAUGGCUGAUUUGGUCCUGGAGCGGCUCGCCUGCAGGGUGUCAGCGCUGACGGUCGGCUCUGAUGAGCAGAAAUCGGACAAAGCUCCAAACACGGAGGGGGACGCUGCACCUGAGACAGAGGAAUUUAAAGAUCAGACACCAUCUAAUUAAGGAAAGAGGUGCAUCAUGUUUACACAAGGAAGUCCCAGAGGGUCAGACUGAAGAGUUCACCUCAUUCACAGGCGUGAUGUGAGGGAUGUCUUCAGGAUGAACACGUUCAUUUAUUUGUGAUGAUGGACACUAGCUUUAACAGCAAACAUCAUACUCAACAACACCAACACCAACAAAAUCCUGUUUUGUUCUGAAUGAAGGUAAAAUAAACUGAAAAACUCAAAUGAAUCAUCAAGCUUUACAUUGUGUAGUGACAUUUGUAGAUAAUAAAUUAAACAUUUGGAUGUACACAAA